CCAACGUAAGAGCUAGUGUUAUAAAACAUUGCCGAUACAAACACUCCGGCUGGUCAGUAAGGACACAAUGGCUCUCUGCAGACAUGCAGUGUUCUUCCAGACCAGAGUGCUGACCAACUCAGAGAAGGAGAAAAUACAGAAGUACUUUAAAAUCAGGAGAAGGUCAGGAGGAGGUGAAUGUGGACCAGUGGAGGACAAUACUGAUAACACCUACAAGAUUUCAUUUCUGGAGCAAGAAGCUCAGCAGAGAAUUCUGGAUCGAAAGGAGCACGUGAUAGACUUGGCUGCUGGGCAACUUUGCAUCUCACUUUUCACGGAAAAUGACACACCUAAAGCAAAAGAAAACAGACAUUCUGCUGAGUGCCUACAGUGCACUGAGAUGCAAUUCACCCUGGUGGAGGAGGAGUUCGGAAGAGAAAUCAAGCUUUCAUCCCCACAUGUCAAGCUCACCAGACAGGGAAGUGGGACUCCAGUGUUUGAGGGGCCAGAGGCAGAGGUAGAGGCUGCACGCACCACACUACAGGAGCUGGUCAAGAAGAUCCGACAAAGGAGUCUCCAGUUACCUGCCCCACUCCUUGCCUUCCUUGCGUCUAGUGGAGCCCUACAAACAUACCAGACCCGGUUCAAGCAGAGCCUGAGGAGUCCAGUGAUGCUUGAGGUGGGACCAGACCUGGUCCUGUCCAGCCUUACUACAGAGGCCCUUGAGGAGGCAGCAGCAGCUCUGGAGAGAGACCUGACUGUGGAGACUGUGGUCUUAGAACAAGCAGAAACAGAGUCACCAGAAAUAGCAACCCUUAGAGAAACCUUGGAUUGUGCCCUGCAACAAUCUAACCACAGCGUUCCAAGGGUCGAGCUUAGUUAUGGUACACCUUCACAAUCCAACCCACACAUGCCUGUCCAGGUUGUUGGGUAUAGGCAAGACGUAGAGCGGCUGAGGCAGGUCCUACUCAACUACAAGCUCAAUCAGGCAGAUAUCUCUGAUUUCAUGAAUCUACCCAACUCAUUUGUGGUUGAUCACUUGUUCCAAGUGUUGGAGCUGCUUGGAGUACAGUAUACUGGUCUAAGAAUGAUGCCCAUCCAUUUACCAGGUCCUGGUGUGCAGUUUACUGGCCCACGUCAGAUGGUACAAGAAUUUCGGAAAAGACUUGCCUCAGGAAUAGGGUCUCUGAUCACUAAAGACUUUAAUGUGGAAGGACCAGGAGCACUUAAGUACUUCAGGGGUGAAGGAAUGGAUAGCAUAGCAUUGCUGGAAAGCUCCCACAAGGUCAUGGUGUUUUUUUCAUCAGAUCAAUCUCAGGUCUUUGUUUCAGCUAGUCAGUCUGCAAGUACCAUCUCCAUUACUCUACCUGUUCCAUCCCUAACACUACCAGAUUAUUCAAGAAAUAAAAUACAUCUUGAGGUUGUACUUGGACAGCUUGAAAACCAGCAGGUUGAUGCGAUGGUGGCUCCCAUGAUGAGAAAAACAUUAACAGCAACCAAUAUUGGGAAAGCAAUUGCCCAAAAGGCUGGAGACCAGUUUCAACGUAACUUUGAUUGCUCCAGAAAAUGUCAGGAUAGUCUCAAACCAGGAGAUGUUUUGGAGGUUGAGGGCACUCCAUCAUUGGGAUGCCAAAAAGUCCUCUUCAUAGAGUGUGUGCCUUCGGAUGCGCUGAGGGGAAACAGUGAAAAGGCAGUGCAAAACGGACUAAGGCGGGCUCUAGAACUAUGUGAGCAUCAUGCUUUCAGCUCAGUGGCUUUUCCGAUUAUCGGACCCGAACAAGUUCUGAGCAUUCCUGCUAACGAGGCAGCUCAGAUCCUGGCAGAUGAGAUUGUCCGGUUUGGAAAAUUAGGACCAAGAACCCUCUCAACUGUACAAAUUGUCAUCCAUCCAGACUAUUCCGAUUCUACAGAGGUCUUUCAAGAAGUAUGCCAGAAGUUAAGUACAUAUAUGGUGAAUAUUGAUACAGGACAAGCUAUCUUUCAGUCUCUGACUUCUGACCUGGAUGAAAUCACACUGCCAGUGGGAGGGAUUAAACUUCAUCUGGUAUUUGGGGACAUCACCAAUGAAACCACAGAUGUUGUAGUGAACACCACAGACUUCCAAAACUUUGAUACAGCUGUGUGCAGGGACAUCUUGACCCUGGCAGGCCCUGAUGUGAAAAGAAGCCUUCAGUCAGCCCAAGUGAAGAGGGGUGAGAUCUUCACAUCUUCCUCUGGCUCUUUCCCGUGCAAGGCCAUCAUGCACAUCUGUGGUCAAAAGGAUCCUGCCGUUAUCCAGGGUCUGGCCCGGGACAUCCUGCUGCUUUGUGAGAGGAAAAAAUACCUAUCAGUGGCCAUUCCUGCCAUCUGUGCUGGAACUGGUGAAAUGGACCCCCGGCUGGUGGCAGAUGCCAUCCUUAACGGAGUGAAGGCUGCAGUCUGUAGCCACGCCUUACAGCACCUCUCCACUGUCCGUCUUGUUUUGCUCAAGAUCAAUGUUUUCCAGCACUUUCAAGCUGCAGCCCAGGCCAUCAUUGGUGUACCUGCUAUCCCAACAAGCCCUGGUCAUUUGAGGGCAACUAGAGUUCCUGUUCAUCAGAGUCCACUUCAGUCCCUUAAGUCAGACCUGAGCCCCCUGCUACCCUCUUCACCCAGAGCCUGUACUCCAGCGGCUUUCACACUUCUGGGCACAUCUGCACAGGACGUGUCCAGUGUCAGUGCUGGUCUGCAACGGGCCUACACCUCCCACUGCUCCGAGCACACCCUGGCCCCAGAGGAGCUGGCUGCGCUCUCUCAUGCAGAGCUGCAGGAUCUGGCCGAGAGAGUGAACAGUCUCGGGGUGCAGCUGGAGCCGUCUGGGCCUGGUAGUGGGGCAGGGGUGGUGUUGAGGGGGCUGACUGAGGGGGUAAAAGAGGUGAGGGACGUCAUGCAGGGGGCAUUACGCCGACAGAUGGUGGAGAGGGACCAGAGGGAGCUGUUCACUCAUGUGGUGUGGUGCAUUAUGGGACAGCGAGGGGAUUGGGAGAGGUUCCCCAAAGAGGCCAAUCAGAAGCUGGAGAUGGGUGAUGUCAGUGGAGGGGUGAUAGAUGCUCAUGGAUACUGUUGGAAGGUAGAUCUCAGACAAAUGCGAGCAACUGCCACUGGUUUAGGUCGUGUAGCAGACAUAAAGAGGCUGCAGAAUCUCCCAGAUUUCAAAGUUCCUGUUUACUGGGACUCUCUUGAUGCUUAUGGAGCCCUGCAAAUGAUCCCACUGGAAUCCUCCUCCGCUGAGUACCGCAGGGUGAAGAGGGACUUCAAGAGGACUGCAAAGAAAACUGUACUCAAGAUUGAGCGUGUGCAGAACGUGCACCUGCGUCGUGCGUUUGAGGUUCAGCGGCAGCAGCUGGAGGAUAAGAACGGUUCACCUGUAGGGGCCGGGGAGAAGAUGCUCUACCACGGCACCACAGCCCAGGCCUGCCAGUCCAUCAUGAAGAAUGGCUUCAACCGUAGCUUUGCAGGCCAGAACGCCACUGUAUACGGACUGGGAACCUACUUUGCUGUGAAUGCCAGCUACUCCGCUAACCCCACCUACUCCCGCCCUGAAGCAGACGGCACUCAGCUCAUGUUCGUGGCUCGAGUUCUGGCAGGUUCCUACACGUUGGGUGGGAGCGAUAUGAGGGUCCCCCCACCGGUCUCUCCUCAACAGCCUGACAUCCGCUUCGACAGCCUUGUGGACAACCACCAGAACCCCAGCAUGUUUGUGGUGUUCCAUGACAGCCAGGCCUACCCUGACUAUCUCAUCACAUUCAAAGAUAAUUCUUCAACUACCGGCCUUUUUGACCUAGGCAUUUUUAGACAUUUUUUUUAGAGAUCUUUCAAUUAAAAUAUUUUUUUCAUAUUCUGAUUAUCUGCUCUAUCUAGAAACAUGCCCUAAUAGUGGCUGAGUUGUUUUUACUUAAAAGGGCGCUAUUAUGCUUUUUAGUUUUUUCCUUGUCCUACUGUAGAUUACAGUAUACAUAGCUUGUUGUGUACACUGUAAAAAGUUGCUCAUGACUUCAUUUUAAAACUAUAUUUAUUCCAAUUGUGGACGACCAGCAGAACCCCAGCAUGUUUGUGGUGUUCCUCGACAGCCAGGCCUACUAUCUCAUCACAUUAAAAUAAUUGAAUGCCCUCAUAUGAUGGGGAAAAACAUAGCCUAAUGUCAGAUUGAAAUUCUGAAACUCAACCAUUAAUCAUGAUAAACAAGUAUACAAUAUAUUUUACAAUAAUAACAAAUAAGAUGAUAAUAAAAUAAGAUGAACUAAAAUAGGUUAUUUGUGAUCACUAAAA
Sardina pilchardus (European sardine) is the source of this 4266-nucleotide messenger RNA. RefSeq names its product protein mono-ADP-ribosyltransferase PARP14-like. Gene Ontology annotation, cellular component: cytoplasm; nucleus. The transcript is spliced from 14 exons. The record is from RefSeq and is a predicted model, not a curated record. NCBI's taxonomy places the organism in Eukaryota, Metazoa, Chordata, Actinopteri, Clupeiformes, Clupeidae. Gene Ontology annotation, biological process: protein poly-ADP-ribosylation; negative regulation of gene expression. The coding region runs from base 68 to 3805 and encodes 1245 amino acids. Gene Ontology annotation, molecular function: transcription corepressor activity; NAD+ poly-ADP-ribosyltransferase activity; NAD+-protein mono-ADP-ribosyltransferase activity.